AUGAGCAGCGCAACCCUACACGAGAAGCGAAACCAUAUCUACGACGAUCUUGCCAAACUGCACGAGAAGCUGGAGAAUGUCAAAGGUCCAUCCUGUUCUCGCUCUCUUCUGAAAGUCAUAGGUAUCCACGAUGUUCCUGUUGAUAUACUCCCCACCUCCAUCCCCGAGUUCAACCCGGUCUUCUUCAUCCCCCCGAAUAGAAACUUCUAUCUCGAGACGCCGUAUCCUCGCUCAACCCAUGUCUCGCAUAGCGCCGAAGAGGACAACUCUAGCUCCUCUGAUCUGAGAUACCCUUACCUUCUGCGUCGAGCAGAUACCCAGCUGGCCAGUACUGUAGUUUCGCGGUGGUCCUCCGUGACGGGGUUCACUUCAUUCCGAAACGAUGGCGCAAUCGCAAAAGGAAAAUGGCCCUUCCGGGACGAACUCACCCUAUACCAGAUAGACAGCGCCUCCCACCAGUGGACGGUAUCCGAAGUGCUCGAGUGUCCCCACCAUACCCACCCCCAUGUCGUCUUUGACUUGGCUUCCUCGGGGGAUGCGCAGUCUGAUGAGCAGUCCAACCUCGUGCUGCAGCUUAAGGUGGGCGAAAUUAAGUCGAUUGUUCGCGUGAUGAGGAUUGCUAUGGAGAGGGAGUAUAAUCGGGAGUGUUUGGUUGUGCCGGUCCUCCUCCUCUCCUACACCCCCCCAAAUCACGGCCGCAUCAUCCAAGCCCACCACAGCGGCUCAAACCUCGUCAUCCAAUACACCCCGCGCGUCGCCUUCGACGACCCGGCCUUUUCCCUUGCGGAACUCUUCCUGCGCUAUUACUGCAGUAAUCCCGUGCUUCCGAUGGAUGAGUUGGAUCCGUGGGGCGAGAAUUAG
Molecule: messenger RNA, 861 nt
Organism: Aspergillus campestris IBT 28561
Lineage: Eukaryota; Fungi; Ascomycota; Eurotiomycetes; Eurotiales; Aspergillaceae
Exons: 3
Coding region: 1-861 (286 amino acids)
Source: RefSeq, a predicted model, not a curated record